Messenger RNA from Antechinus flavipes (yellow-footed antechinus), 2883 nucleotides. RefSeq names its product tyrosine-protein phosphatase non-receptor type 9-like. The record is from RefSeq and is a predicted model, not a curated record. Gene Ontology annotation, biological process: protein dephosphorylation. Bases 72 to 1865 code for a protein of 597 amino acids. NCBI's taxonomy places the organism in Eukaryota, Metazoa, Chordata, Mammalia, Dasyuromorphia, Dasyuridae. The transcript has a single exon. Gene Ontology annotation, molecular function: protein tyrosine phosphatase activity.
GGCUGCAUAGGCGGAGCUGGGGUUGGGGCGGCGGCCUGAGUCACCACCGCCGCCCUCCGCCACUCUCCAAGAUGGAGCCCCGGCCCACGGCCGGAUCCCAGGAGGGAUCCUGGCACAAGAUGGCGCCGCACCUGACCAGCUACGAGGAGCUGACCACCAAGAAGUUUCUGAAGGAGAUUAACAAGUGGACAGCUCUGUACAAUGUAUCUCCGAUCCCUUGGAAGCUGGCUGUCAGGUUUCUCACAGCUAGAAAGUUUGAUGUCCGCCUGGCUGUUGAAUUGUUCCGGGCCUACGUGAAAAUGCGACAGAAAGAAGGAAUCUUAAAUCUGAGGCCUGAUGAGGAGCCUCUCCGUUCAGAAAUCCUCAGUGGGAAGUUUACUGUUCUAAAUACACGGGAUCCCUCUGGAGCCUCCAUCGCAAUCUUCACUGCUAAAUUACAUCAUCCCCAUAAAUCCGCUCAACGUGUAGUCCUCCAGGCUCUGUUUUACCUGCUGGACAGAGCACUGGAUAGUUUUGAAACUCAAAGAAAUGGACUGGUGUUUAUCUACGACAUGGAGGGUUCCAAAUAUAACAACUUCGACCUAAAACUUGGCAAGAAAGUCCUAAAGCUCCUGAAGGCAGCCUUCCCAGCUCGUUUGAAGAAAAUAUUUAUUGUAGAGGCACCUAUGUGGUUCCGAGUGCCCUAUUCCAUCAUCAGUAUCCUACUGAAAGGCAAAGCCUGUGGAAGGAUUCAGAUAAUAAGGACAAGUAAGCUGACCCAACACUUGCCUCCGGAGUGCCUUCCUGAAAGCCUGGGAGGAUAUGUAAAGUUGGACCUCACCAGUUGGAACUUCCAAUUUCUCCCUCAUAUGCGUGACCACGAGGACCCUCUUGGUGAAAUUAUUUUAUUGUCCCUCACUUCCUCUGAGGAAAGCCACUCAGUGGACCACUCAGCCCCCCCAGCAAUGAACAUUGAGGAGCUGCUGGAUCACUUCAGCAGCAAGCAGAGGAGGGGAAUUUACAAAGAAUUUGAGAACAUUAACUAUGCUCAUCCUGUUGGCACUUUCCACAAUUCCAUAUUACCAGGUAACUUGGAGAAAAAUAGAUACGAAGAUGUGCCCUGCUUAGACGAAACCCGGGUGAAGUUGAUGGGAAGGAUGGAUGACACCCAAACAGACUAUAUCAAUGCCAAUUUCAUAGAUGGCUAUAAUCAUAAGAAUGCUUAUAUUGGCACACAAGGUCCCUUGGAGAACACCUUUGGUGACUUUUGGCUCAUGGUCUGGGAGCAGAAAGUUCUGGUGAUUGUCAUGAUCACACAACUUGAGGAAAGGGGCAAGAGAAAGUGUGGCCAGUACUGGCCCAUGGAAAAAGAUGACCAGUUCCAAUUUGACUCUCUCGUAGUGACCAAUGAAGGAGUGGAACACAUGAAUUAUUAUAAGAAAACUACGCUAGAAAUUCAUAACGUAGAAAACCAACAAAAAAGACAGGUUACCCACCUCCAUUUCCUGAAUUGGCCAGAUUAUGGGGUCCCUGCCACCAAUGACUUGAUUAAGUUUCUCAUAGUGGUAAGAAAACAGCAGAUGAAAGCAAUCGAGAACUUGGAACCAUCUUUCAACAGUCACCCCAAAGGGCCACCCAUUGUCAUCCAUUGCAGCGCAGGCAUUGGCAGGACAGGCACCUUUUGUUUGUUGGACAUCUGCCUGGCAGAGCUGGAAGCGCUAGGCAUGGUGAAUGUGUUCCAGAUACUGUCCCACAUAAGAGCCCAGAGGGCACUAAGCAUCCAGAACCCAGAACAGUACUACUUCUGUUACAAGGCCAUCAUUGAAUAUGCCAGGAAGAUGGACAUGCUGCCCUCUGCUACAAUGUCUGGGAACAUAGAGACAUGAGUUGCCACCUAGGCCUCUCACGUGGUGGCAGGAACUGGCUGCCCAUUAAUAGCCUUUUGCCAGCCUUUCUUACUCCCCCUGGAACACUGCCAAGCCUCUAGGUGGCCAUCAAUAAUGAUAAAACAGAUUCACCUCUUUUUGUGUCUCCUAGUACAUGGCAGUCUUUCCCUUUGGCUAGCUAACUCUGAUGAAAUCUCCAAAAGUAGCCAGUGGCUAGCAGCUCUGUGUUCUUAAUUUCUAGCACCUGCUAUUGAACUACUAUACCUUAUUAAAACCAAAUUGUGGCUACCAUUUUCUGACAAAGAUCCUUAGAAAUAAAUGGGAAAGGAUCUUCUCUUCCCCUUUCAUACUCCCUUCACCUCUAACCUUCACACCUUGACUUUGCCACAGUCUGAUGGGGAAGGAGGUGAGAGACCACCUCCAUUUCAUCCCAAGAGAGUUUACAACUUCCAUAUACUAGAGAUCAUCCCCAGUGCCAAGAAGAGUAAGAAGUAAGGCAUCUCCUCCAGUCCUAUCUACCAUUCUGAGUGCUUGGGUGUGUAUGUUUUCUGUGCAAAGAUUUAGAUCUGUGCAUGUGUAUGUAAAAUAUACAUGAUAUGUAUUAAUAAGGAAGUAAGUAUCAAUCCAGAUGUACACACCUCUUUUUAGCAGCUCAUGGGACUUCAUGCUGGAAGUCAAGCCUCCAUGUUCCUUGGAGGUCACUUCAACAGUAAUAUUAUUUGUUGCUCAUGGGCACUCACACCUAAGGGAAUGUGAGGGGAGAGUUAUUCAUGCAUCAUACUAUUAGGGAGCAUGUUACAACAAUUUCCUUCAUUUUACUCCUCACCAUCUACAUCUCAUUCCCUGAAUAGGAACCGCCUCUCUUCCUUUGGUCUUGGACUGAAUUUGGCCCUGGGAAUGUUGUAUAUGGUAACCUCAGAGUGUUAUUCUCCCAACUUAACUUUUUCCCCACUCUGUUUACCAUUAUCAAUUAGGGAAACCUUUUACUUGAAUAAAGAGAUGCACAUCUCCACUGUGA